AUGUCUAUCCUAAGAUGAAAAAUGGUUAUAGUUGGUGAUGCCACUGUGGGCAAGUCAGCUAUCGUCAACCAGCUAGUCAACCAGUCCUUCAAUAGUGCUUACUCAAUGACACAGGCAUGUGAUUAUAAGAUUAAGGAAUUCCCUAUUGAAGAGUCGAAGACAGUCGUGGAGCUUCAUAUUCUCGAUAUUGCUGGACAGAAAUUCUUCAAUAACAUUGCUAUUGAGCUUAUAAAGGACGUUACUCAUGUCAUGCUUGUCUAUGACAUGACUAAUCCAGACACAUUCAAUUCAUUGCAGAGUUGGUUUGAUGGAAUCAAGGAAGAAAAUCCAGGAAAAGAUAUUAAAGGAUGGCUCGUAGGCAACAAAGCUGAUCUCGAAACUAGAAUUAAAAUAACAACUGAUGACGGACAAGCAUUUGCAAGCGAAGCUGGACUCAGAUACUUUGAAGUUUCAGCUAUGAAAUACGAAGAUGUAGAAGCGCCUUUCAAAGAAGCUGCUGAGCUUUUCCAUGAGACUUAUGAGGAGCGGAUUAAGAAGAUUUCUAGAUAA
Messenger RNA from Moneuplotes crassus, 549 nucleotides. NCBI's taxonomy places the organism in Eukaryota, Ciliophora, Spirotrichea, Euplotida, Euplotidae. The record is from the annotation of a GenBank genome assembly.